AUGACGAGUCAACAAUCCACGCGGAGUCAAGGCAAAGUCUUGAACCAAAACGACAACGUCGAAGCCGAACAGCUAGCUACACUUUCGGAGGGAAAGAUUGCCGAUGCUGUGAAAAAGUCAUGUGGUAGAGACAAACCGCGGAAGGAUGACAUCCAGAUCGAGGACUAUACCUCGGACCUUGAAAGAAAAAAGGCCGAGCAAACUGAAGCUAGGGAAGAGAUCAAGGCACAAAGAAGAGCUGGAGUUGAUGUUGAUGGAAGCCUUGGACAGGGGCGCCUGCGCAACGAAGACAACAGCGAUGUUUGA
This is a messenger RNA of Fusarium keratoplasticum, 306 nucleotides long. RefSeq lists its product as uncharacterized. The coding region runs from base 1 to 306 and encodes 101 amino acids. The record is from RefSeq and is a predicted model, not a curated record. The transcript is spliced from 2 exons. NCBI's taxonomy places the organism in Eukaryota, Fungi, Ascomycota, Sordariomycetes, Hypocreales, Nectriaceae.